CUCCGCGCCCUGGCCCCGGGUCGCCGCCCCGGACCCCCGCCCCGGCCGGCCCCUCCCCCAGCCCACACCGGAGGAAGGGAGGGAGGCAGGGAGAGAGAGGGAAGGCGCCAGUGAGCCAAGAAGCGGGAGCAGGGCGCAAGCCGCCGCCGGUUCGCUUGGAAACGGUUGCCACAGCAACCGGGUUGCGCUCCCCGGCAACGCGGCUGCAGGGCGGCGACCCCCUAUCCCCGCCCCCACGAGGGGCCGAAGCCCCGGGGGACUCUCCCUCUCGCGGUGGGGGGAACUUCGACCCUCUGGCCCGUCUGGGUGUUCCUGCCUCCACAGCCGUCGAGGGUGGGGGUGGGGGGCGAGCGGCCCCGUGGGCAGGAGCUGGCUCCCACGUGGCUGCAGUCGUCGCAGCAGGGCUCCUGGGGUGGCAGCAAACGUGGGGGCGGGCCAGCCCCUGGGCCAGCCACGGGAGGAGGAGGCAUGGGUCCGGGGUCUGUGCCCGUCAUCCCAAACCCAAACCCCACCACCACCACCCCCCGCCAGCGAAAUGGCCUGACCCGAGUUGAGUGCCCCAAAGGUGAUGGUCCCUACCAGGGGAGAUGAAAGACGCUCGCAUCCCUCCUCCUCACGGCCAGAGCAUGUGCCAAACCGUGGCUUGGGCCCGCGGUGGGUCUCUGCUCCUCUUCUCAAGCCACCAUUCUCCGGGAAGGGGUGGAAGGAGCGUGGGCAGUAGCAGAGGAAAGGACACUGCUGACCCAGGGAAGCUGAAUCCCAGGCCAAAUAGAAGCACCCGACCCCCUGUCUGGAUCACAAGUGUCCCUUUCUUGUCUGAGCACAAAGCCCAGACUGUGCUGGGUGGCAUGCAGGUUGGCCGGCAGGCAGGCCAGCGCCACAUGGAGAUGUCCUAUCUUCCAGGGGAGCUCCUCUGAGAGGAGAAUGGCCGCUGAGUCAGAGGAAAUGACCUCUGGCUCCCCUCCCAACCUCCCCUCAGUGGAUAGCUUGCUGGGGGAGAGAAAUGGCCCUCCUGCCAUCUCUCCCGGGCCUGACUCAGCAGAUGCCAGCCCCAACCGCAGGCCUUGGACCCAACAUCCCAGUGACCACAACCACCCUUGGGUUUCCUUUCCCAUCCAGGGAGGUCUCCUGGGUACCAGAGGUGACCAUUACCUGGGCAUGUGAGGCCUUGACAUAGAUGCCCUUAGAUGGGUGGUAUCCUAAGUCAGGCCUGAGUCUCCCACAGGCAGGAGUGCCUUUGGAAUUACUCACAGGCUCCUUUCAUUCUGUUCCUGCUGUGUGAGACCUGUGCUGAGCACUCUGCAUCCAUGAUCUCCUAGUCCUUACAACAUUGUGCAAGGUAAGUUUAUUAUCCCCAUUUUAGAGAUGAUGACUCCAAGGCUCAGGGAGGUAAAAUGACUUGCCCAAGGUUGCACAACUAAUAAGUGGUGGAGCUAGGUUUCCAGUGCAGGUUUCUCUGCUGGCAUGGCGCCUCUUUGCUAUGGUAUUGCUACAUACUAUCUCUUGUGAGCCAGGCAGAAAAGAACUGUAGAGCCUUCUAGAGGAGCAUUCUUAACCUUCUUCUGCAUUCCUCCAGUGAGGAAAUUCCCUAUGUCUUUUAGGCCUUGGCACACCUUUCCUUCUUCCAGCAAAAUCAGCCAGAUUCUUGCCCCCAGAUGCUCUGUAGGACCGUGCUAUGGCUGGGUUGCCUCCUUUCCUCCCUCCUUCCAUUUUCUCUCUCUGAGGGAAGCUGAGCAGUGAGGGCUACCUCAGUCCCCUGGGAAACCCCCAAGGCCCUAUUCCUUGGUUUGUGGGCUCUGUGGCCUGGUCAGCUUGCAGCCCUGGCUGUAGCAGAAGGAAUUUAGCAAUGAUGGGCCCAUGCACUGCUGGCCCCUGUGGGUGCUCAGUCUAGCUCAGGGGUUAGAAACCCAAAUGCCUCCAAGGCCCAGGUGGACUAGGGCACUAAUCAGCUGCAGUCUGUGUCACCAUCUGAGAAUGUGGACUUGGUAUGACAAGGUUGUCCAGUUUUCAAGUUGACCCAGAAAUGUAUGUAAAAUCUCCUGGUUUUUAAAUCUUGGCAACUAAUCAUAUUUUUAAAAAAUGAUUAUGGGCCAACAAAACAUGUCCAUGAACUGUGUCAAGGCUGAGAGUCACAAGGCUGAGAUCUCUAGUCCAAGGGAAAGUGAUGGCAAUUUUUGCUAGACCAUCUCCAGGCUUGUGUAGAUGUAGUUCCAUGGGCCAGUUUCCACAGUUGAGCCUCUUGAGGCUGCAAGGUGCUGGCAUUUGGUUUGUCAAGUGCAGCUGUAUAUGCUGGUGUAUUUUCACAUCCCCCAUCAGUUCUGCUCCUACCUUGGCACUGCCAGGCAGGUCUCAUCGUCUCUGUCAUACAGGUGAAGAAACUUCAGCUCAGGCGUGGGAAUAGCUGGGAUGGGAUUACACAGCCUGGGCAGGGUAUAAGCAGGAUUUGAACCCAGGGCUCCCUGCUCAGUGCUCUGCGUGUUCACCAGGCUGCCCCUCAAAAGAGGGUACAAUCACCUCCGCUCCCCCCCCCCACAACCCCCGAGGUGUGGCCAACUCCCUUGGAGGGGCAGAUCUGAGUACAGUAGACACCAACCCACUAGGGCCCCAAUCUCUGUUGUCCUGUUUGCAGUUUCGCAAGCCCUGGGUUCCUGGCAUUGUGCUGAGGUUGGAUCACAGAGAUGCUGCCUGCAGGUGAGGGUGUCAAGCCAGUACCUUGGCCUCGCUGGAAAUGAGGUUCUGGCCAGCUCCGCGCCUGGCCGACUGUGGCAGCUGGGACAGUUGCCAUCAUCUCUCUCUGGUUUCAGUUCAUUUGUCUUGGUGUGGGAGGAGUGUAAAAAUGUCACCAAUGCCUCCCUAAAAUGGCCUUCCUGCCAGGACAGUGGGCUUUACAGUCCCCUGGAUUUCAUAAGCCCACAGGCUAUGUGGGCCUGUACUGGCCCCAGCUCCCUGCCUGUAGAGUGGGGAUGGCAGCAGCUCCCUCCUCGCUGAGGUAAUGAAUCUAGAGAGGUUAGCAGGGGGCUUGGCACGUGCAGGGCACGCAGGACAGGUGAGCGGUCACCUUUCCUACCCCACCCUCAUUCCACACACCAUACUCUCCUCCUUCUCUCCUCUGUCCCCCGGCCUGAAUGCCUAUUCCUUCACUUGACCAGCAACUCUGGUGUCACAUCCACGGCUUCCCCUUGUAACCCAGAGCCCCUGUUGCCUGGGAUUCCUUCUUUCCACUCCAGAGCCCCUGGUACACAUCUCCACGUAGACUUUUCCUUUUAUUCACAUAGACGUAUGCAUCCUCAGCUUGCUUACAAACCUCCCUGUGAGGGCUGAGAGCUGCUUUCUCAGUGACAUUUUGGUGAAUGGCCAACAUUUCCCAGGAAUGAACUAGAUGCAGACCUAGCUCUUGAGGUAUUCCUUGUCAGACAGCUAAAAGACCAAACAGGUAACUGGACACCUCCAGUUACUCCUUCAACAAGUGGUUUUUGAGCUACCGUAUGCCAGAUGAUCAAGGCAGAUGUAGCCCUCGUGUUGGACACAGGCCACUACAGAACACUGUGAUUGAUAUCGUUGGACUUCUCAUCCAGCCCUGCAGGGUGAGGUAGCUGGAGGCUGACACGUCCAGGGAGGUAACAGGUGAGGCUGAGGAGCACGCGCUGGGGUGAGAGCAGCGAGGCUGUGUAGCAGCUGGGUUCAGGAGCAGGCCAGGGGGAAAUGGACAGUGUGGAGAGUGGCAGGCCAGGCAGAAGCACAGCGUGGAAGUAGAGAGAGUGGUGGCAAGCACGGUAAUGGGGGCCCAGGUGAGAGAUGACAGUGACCUGACCCAGCCAGCUGCGGUGGGGGGACAAAAGGAAGUGGACAGAUGAAGACACACUAUACUGAGGGUUAAAAACAACAGGAUUUGGCAGAUGGUGAAAACGGUGGGCCCUUUGCUGAGAUAAAAGAGCCAGCAGCAGAUCUUUGGGGUCUAAGGUUAGGGGGCCGGGGUUCUCCAUACAGAGGAGUAAUGUGGGAGGUGCCCACAGCAGUGCACCAGGCCCUAGAGUAAGAGAUCUGUGUGACCUUGGGGGUCAUUUAAUCUCUCUGAGCCAAGUGUUCUCAUCUGUCAAAUGGGCAGAAUGCUCACCUAGUUUAUAGGGUGACUGAGAACUCUCUGUGGCAUCCAGCCCGGGGGCACACACCUCUGCACCCCCAGCUCUGAAACUGUGGACAGCAGUGCUCAUGUUUGUUGGGCAUCUCCAAGCCCUUUGUAUUGAUUAGCUCACUCUUCUCCACGGCCACUGACGAGGAAACUGAGACAACAUGUCACCCUCCAGCUCUCACUCCCAUCCCCUGCUGUGCUCCCAGUGAGUGUGUGGCCUAAGAAAACCCUACAAAAUGAUAUACUCACAAACUCCACAAAUAAACCAAGAUGGAAUCCUGAAAAACGUCCAAAUAACCCGCAAAAAGGUAAGAAAAGAGAAUAAGGAAACAGAAAACAAAUCAUAAAACGGCAGACUUAAGGAUGAGUCUGGCCAAAGGCUCCGCUCCCAGCACACAGUUGGAGUUGGUAUUUACUAGGGACCAGGCAUGCGUUUGAAGGGGAUGGGGAAGGUGAGUGGCUGUGAGCAAGAGGCAGGGUCUGAGUUUGAAGGGCGCCCCAGACCCAGACAGGAGCAUGCACAGGUGUGAAGGGAUAAAGGAACAGCCCUUUGGAAAGGCUUUGAGAAGCUUGGCUUGGUCAGGAAGAGCACUUGGAAAAGCCUGAAUUAAUUCCUUGACAUUUAUAUAUUGGGCAACUACUGUGGAUUAGAUGAGAUAUUACUGAGCAACUCCUAUGGACCAGCCCUGUGUGGGGGUCAGAGGGCCAGCUCAGCUGUGAGACCUUAAGCAGACUUCCUCUCUCAGACCCACAGAGGCCAAGUCUGUAAAAUUCAGCAAUAGUUCCUGCCUCUCAGCUGGAGUUUAGCUAAAUUAGAAAUAAAAAUACCCACCAAGGCUUGUCUACUGUGUGUCAGGCCUUGUUCUGGGCCCCUUCCACACAGAAUCUUAUGUGAUCUUCAACACUGCCUUCUCACUGGGGGUCAUGCCCAUUUGAUAGAUGAGACAGGCUGAGAGGCGACAGUGGCACCCAGUGGGUCUUGGGUGUGGCCUGUCCCAAUCCUCCUAAUGCCCAGCGAGCUGAGCUGGACCCCUCAGGGCACAGUCCCUGUCCUUUGUUCCUUGUUAACCCUAGAGCUGCCAUUCCAUCUCUCCUUCACCCUGUAGCCUUUCCCACUGUUGGGCUGAGGACUGGUUGCCAGAAGCACCAAGUUUUGGUGGGAAGGAGUAGGAAGGCGCGUUUUGGCUACAGGCUGGCCAGCCUGGCCAGUGUCCCCACGACUGCCAAAUCUCCUGUACUGAGUGCUCACGUGCAUUUAUUUACAUCUCACUCAUCACUUAGGGGAAAGUGUUUCAACACAGACUUUGGAUUCACACUCAGGCUAAAUCCUAGCUCUUCCCUUUAUUAGCUGUGUGACCCAGGGCAAGUCACUUCCUUCUCUAAGACUGUCUCAUCCAUCAAAUGGGCAUGACCCCCAGUGAGAAGGUGGUGUUGAAGAUUGCAUUAGAUUACUCUGCAUGGAAGGGGCCUAGAAUGAGGCUUCACACAGUAGACAAUCCUUGGCAGGUAUUUUUAUUUCUAAUUCAGCUAAACUCCAUCACCUCCAGCCCCAGAAGUGCUUUCCUGACCCAGAGCUGUUCCUACUUUGCAGGCCAAGGAGCCCCCUAGUUAGGGCCAGCUUCCUCAGAGCACUCCUGAAAAUUCCUGUGGGCUCAGGAAAAGGAGAAUAACAGAUUUAAUUAACUCCCAGUGACUGGCAGCAUCGUGUUUUUAUCUGGGCUGCGUCACCAUGGCAGCCUCAUGGUGGGGUUGUCGAGGGGGCGGGUGGAGCUAUUGUUCCUGCCAUUGUGUGUUCUGGAACACAGGCCCAGGAGAAAGGGACUGGCACGGGCACCAAUGGCACAUGGCACAAAGCAGUCACGGAGUCAGAAAGGAGCCAUCUGGGGGAGAAGUGUGGGGUGGCCUGUGUGGCCUGGCUUCCCCCCAGCUUGCUCUCAGACCAGUCUAAGUCAACUUAAUGUGGGGUCCCCAGCUUGGGGCUCAGGCUCACUGUGGCCCCCAGAGCUGAAUGCAUGUGUGCCUUGGUUGGGCAUGCUGAGGAUGGGGGGUCCAUGGGGCUCCUGGAAGAGACCCACAAAGUAGCUCAAGCAGCAGCACUUUCCCACCCCAGGCUAGGGUUUUGUGGCCAGGCUUGGGUUCAAAUUAUGGAACCGUCAACUGCCAUCCACACAGCUAAUUGUGUAAAAUCUGUAAAACAGGAAUAAUUUGUUACCCCAAAGGGUUGUAUGGGAAAGCCCCUGGGUAUAAGGCAGUCAGGAAGGGGUCAUUCCUGUUCUGAGGGGGUGGUGAACAGUCGCCUGUCCCUCCUCAGUUAGGGCUCCCUCCUACAUACCUCUUAGGAUGCAAGGUUCCCCUCUCAACCCUGGCUGUGGAGAGGAAAUGGAACUAGAGGUGCCCAUCUGGAGUGAUGUGGAACCAGGUGGUACCGAUUACUUGAGCUAAUUUUCCUACCCUCUGCAGAGAGGGAAAGGAAUUGGGGGAAGAGACAUGGCGGCCUGGAGCUAGAAGGGCCGGGCCAAGUGGGGCUGCGCAUGGGUAGGAGGCUGAGGAAGCGGAGACGGAGCUGGGAUUCAGCGAGCGGAGGCGCCUAGAGUAAAGGAAAAGAGGGAACGGCCCACGCUCGGCGGCGCGUUGGGCUCAGACAAAGGCUGGUAGCACGCAGUAGCCGCGGGAACCACCCGCCCGAUCGCCCCCUACAAGAGCUGAGACAAGCAGGAAGCCGCGGUGCGGUCCGGAAUGUUACACGCUUUGGACAUCCAGGGUUGGGAGCGGAUACAAGGCCUAGGGCGCCCGGGGCUGCCAGGUGUGUAUGCAUAGGGCUGAAGCUGGGCACCGGCGGGCUGCUUGUGGGGCCUAGGAGGUGGACCACCUUUUCUCCGCCGCAAAACAACUGCGCCAUGGCUCCCCUUCGGCGCCCUGGGAGUCUGCCUAUGGGCCUCUCGAGCCCUUUCGGAGCUGGGGUACCCUGCACCCCGGGGAUGCAGAUGGCGAACUCCGUUCGCAGAGGUCGAACCUGGCAUUCGCGCGCCCCCUGCUGGCCUGCCUGGAGUCACCUCGGCUGGGAGGCGGCGGCGGCCGGGUCUCAGAUACGGGAAAGCCCUACGGGGGAAACCUCUGAGCGUGACGUCAUCCAGGUGACGUCAUCGGGCCCCCGCGGAGUGCGGAGGUUCCGUGGAGGAGGCUUCCCCGGGAUUGCGCAGGGCACCGGCGCGGGCAGGGAAGUCGUCCGGGGCUACAGCACGCCUUCACCGCGCCCUGUGUCUGUCCCACAGGUCCUGCGCGGCCCCGGGUGAGGCCCGCCAGCGUGCCUGUCGGCGCCAUGGGAAGGAGCGGGCGCCGCUGCUGCUGCCCCCUGCGUGCGCGCGCACGACUUGAACCCAGCUGCGGGCAGCCCCCGGCCGCGGGUCCCCGAGUGACGCUGGAGGCAUCUGGGAGCUUGGCGCGGGCCCGGGGCCACGUCGAGGAGCCCAUUGUCCAGUGAAGCAGCCGAGGACCCGCCGCCCGCGCCGCAGCCAUGGUUAUGUCCCAGGGCACCUACACGUUCCUCACGUGCUUUGCCGGUUUCUGGCUCAUCUGGGGUCUCAUCGUCCUACUCUGCUGCUUCUGCAGCUUCCUGCGCCGCCGCCUCAAACGGCGCCAGGAGGAGCGGCUGCGUGAGCAGAAUCUGCGCGCGCUUGAGCUGGAGCCCCUUGAGCUCGAGGGCAGCCAGGCCGGGAGCCCCCCCGGCCUGGCGCCCCCGCCACCACCUCACCGCGGCCGUCUCGAGGCGCCGGCGCACGCCCACCAGCACGUGCACGUGCACCCGAUGCUGCACCACGGGCCCGCGCAGCCGCACGCGCACCCGCACGCACACCACCACGCGCUUCCGCACCCACCGCCGCAGCACCUAUCAGUACCGCCGCGGCCGUGGAGCUACCCGCGCCAAGCGGAAUCGGACACGUCCAAACCACCGUGCUACGAAGAGGCGGUGCUGAUGGCCGAGCCGCCGCCGCCCUACAGCGAGGUGCUCACGGACACGCGCGGCCUGUAUCGGAAGAUUGUCACGCCCUUUCUGAGCCGCCGCGACAGCGCGGAGAAACAGGAGCAGCCACCGCCCAGCUACAAGCCGCUCUUCCUGGACCGGGGCUACACGUCGGCGCUGCACCUGCCCAGUGCCCCGCGGCCCGCGCCGCCCUGCCCUGCGCUCUGCCUGCAGGCGGACCGCAGCCGUCGGGUCUUCCCCAGCUGGACCGACUCAGAGCUCAGCAGCCGAGAGCCACUGGAGCACGGAGCUUGGCGCCUGCCGGUCUCCAUCCCCUUGUUCGGGAGGACUACAGCCGUAUAGAGGGCGCCCGGCGUCCCGGGCCCCACCCGCGGACUCCUGGCCUGAUUGCGGGGCUUUUUAAACGCUUCCCUUGGACUGCGGAGG
Messenger RNA from Globicephala melas (long-finned pilot whale), 8537 nucleotides. It is a transcript of the gene PRR7, whose product is annotated as proline rich 7, synaptic. The record is from RefSeq and is a predicted model, not a curated record. Lineage: Eukaryota; Metazoa; Chordata; Mammalia; Artiodactyla; Delphinidae.